This is a messenger RNA of Drosophila nasuta, 1994 nucleotides long. RefSeq names its product ubiquitin-conjugating enzyme E2 eff (gene eff). The record is from RefSeq and is a predicted model, not a curated record. The transcript is spliced from 6 exons. NCBI's taxonomy places the organism in Eukaryota, Metazoa, Arthropoda, Insecta, Diptera, Drosophilidae. Bases 844 to 1287 code for a protein of 147 amino acids.
AAAUUGAUCAGUAAAAAGUUCCGGCAGCAAGCAACACGUUGUGUGCUCAGAAAAAGCAAUAAUUAACAGCACCAAUCGCGUGCAGACAGACAAAGCAACGGACAUACACAAUUUGCACGCCGCCGGUUUAAACAGUUGUUGGUUCUUUUAUUGGAAUUUUUGCUGUGUAAUAGUGAUUUUUCGGUUGCUAAAUUUGAACACAUUUACCACACCACCACAGAUUUCUCUUUAAUCCGUUGCUGCUCCUUACACAGAUAUUAUCGAUCUGGCCAGACAGCAAACUACUGCAUCAUAUGUGUAGCUGUGCUCCUCUCUGCUGCUGCUGACUUGGAAUUGUUAACAAUCAUACGUUUUACAACACCACACACCACAAUUGGAAGUACUACACCAGACAUCUUUGUCGCACUCGUGCAUUCCACAUUGUUACUUGGUCGUAGUUCGUCAUCGUGUCGGUCUCUCUCACAUCGGUUCGGUGCGGUUGAGCAGCAGAAAUAUCGUUGCCGUAGUUGUCGUCGGGGCGCCGUUCUACUCGCAGUGCUGCAAUAUUUCUAGACAAGGGAAUGUAAUUCGGAGAAAAGCUGAGCCAGAGAAAAAUAGCCAAGAACAGAAAACUAUAUAAAGCCAGCCAACCGCAGCUUUUGUGUUUCGUUUGGUUUUACAUUCUAUAGCAUUUUCAAUUAAUUUACAAAAACCCAAUUACUCGUUUUCGUUUCGUGCAAAUCGACAAAGAACAAAAAAGAGAAAAAAAUUAAUCGACUAGCAAGCGAAACGUACAACUAAUACACACUCACCAACACUACACACACAAACACACACACAAGAAAAUCAAAUUUCAAUCAGAAAAUGGCGUUAAAAAGAAUCAAUAAGGAACUGCAAGAUCUGGGCAGAGAUCCACCUGCACAAUGUUCAGCUGGACCAGUUGGAGAUGAUUUAUUUCACUGGCAAGCUACAAUAAUGGGCCCGCCGGACAGCCCUUACCAAGGAGGUGUAUUUUUCUUAACUAUACAUUUUCCAACAGACUAUCCUUUUAAGCCACCAAAAGUGGCCUUUACAACACGCAUAUACCAUCCAAACAUUAACAGCAAUGGAUCGAUUUGCCUCGAUAUAUUAAGAUCUCAGUGGUCGCCAGCAUUAACUAUUUCAAAAGUCUUAUUAUCAAUUUGCUCUCUACUCUGUGAUCCCAAUCCAGAUGAUCCGCUUGUUCCAGAGAUUGCCAGAAUAUAUAAAACUGAUCGGGAAAAAUACAAUGAGCUGGCACGAGAGUGGACUAGGAAGUAUGCUAUGUGAUGCGUUCCAGAUUGCAGCAACAACAGUCCAAUAAUAACAACAACAACAACAGCAACAACAAAAUUAGCAACAGCAAAUAAAACAGCAAAAGCAACAACAACAGCAGCAGCAAAAAACACAACAGCAACCACAAUAAGAGCAACAAAGAUAACAUUUAACAACAAUAGUUACGGCUGCAACAGCUGCACUUCUCCCAUUUGCAACAAUUCCCAUUUUGUUGACCACAACAACAACAACAACAAUAGCGUUGGAGCAACAACAAAUGGCAGCAACAAUAUCAAAAGAAGCAGCCACGAGUGGAACGGAGUCGUCAUGAUGAUAACAACAACAGCAGCAACAUCAUCAUCAACAACAGGAGCAGCAGUAACAACAACAACAACAUCAGCAGCAACAGUUACAACAACUUCAACAGCAACAACAGCCGCAGCAGCAACUGUCUAAUUGAAUUCAAGUUAAUGUGAGCGAGAAAAGCAGCAGCAGCAGCAGCAUGCAUGAAGAGAAAAUAAUUUAAUAAUAAUUACUGAAAACAAAAAAAAAACAAGAAAAUUAUGUAAGCAUAAUAACAUUUAAAGCGAGACAGCUACCAACAACAGCAUCCCACACAUAAUAAGUUUAAAAACAAAACUACAAUAAAGAUCAGCUGGAAAAUUAUUAUUAUUAUUAUAUUAUAUUUAAAGAACCGGAAAAUAAAAAUUACAAAAAUUCAA